Molecule: messenger RNA, 5455 nt
Organism: Astyanax mexicanus (Mexican tetra)
Lineage: Eukaryota; Metazoa; Chordata; Actinopteri; Characiformes; Acestrorhamphidae
Gene: plcb2
Product: phospholipase C, beta 2
Exons: 32
Coding region: 41-3838 (1265 amino acids)
Biological process (GO): lipid catabolic process; phosphatidylinositol-mediated signaling
Molecular function (GO): calcium ion binding; phosphatidylinositol-4,5-bisphosphate phospholipase C activity
Source: RefSeq, a predicted model, not a curated record
CUGAUCCCUGGUCUCCACACACUGAGCUGAGCAGGCCAAGAUGAUCAGGAAGCGCUACUUUCUGAAAGAGCCUGAGGUUAAAGACUAUUUAAUCAAAGGAGAGAGAUUCACCAAAUGGAAAGAGGACUCCUCCCGCACGUCACACGUCACCAUGAAGAUGGACCCAAAAGGAUUCUACCUGUUCUGGAUCAAUCAGAGCAAAGAACUGGAAAUCCUGGACGUUGCGAACAUUAGAGACACGAGGACAGGGAAAUACGCCAAACUGCCCAAACAACCAAAAGUGCGUAAUGUGUUCAACAUGGACUUUCCUGACAGUAAUCAUUUAGCUAAAGCUUUCACCAUCGUUUCCGGCCUCGACAUGGUCAAUCUCACCUACCACAACUUCUUUGCUGCCAAAGAUAAAGUGGUUCAGAACUGGGCUGAUGACAUCCUGGCCAUCGCCUACAAUGCUCAAAGAGCCAACGUCUGCAGACAGAUCUUUUUGGACAAGCUGUAUGUUCGGCUCUCGCUGCACACCCAUAAAGAUGGAAAGAUCCCGGUUAAACUUAUCUAUAAGAUGUUUCCAGCAGAUAAGAAAAGGGUGGAGAGUGCGCUGGCGGCUGCACACCUCCCCAAGGGAAAGUUUGAUCACAUGAAGCCUGAUGUUUUCACUGAAGCUUCGUUCAAGACCUUCCUGAUAAACCUGUGCCCACGCCCAGAGAUCUAUGAAAUCUUCACCUCCUACUCGACUAAACCCUACAUGACGAAGGAGAAUUUCACCAAGUUCCUGCAUGAGAAGCAGCGAGACUCUCGGCUGAACGAUGAGCUUUACCCUCCUCUGAGAUCUGAGCAGGUGAAAGCUCUGAUAGAGAAGUACGAGACUUCCUCCAACGCUAACCGCAGUCAGAUAUCCCCCGAGGGUCUGCUCUACUUCCUAAUGGGACCCGAGACAUCACCUGUGGUUUUAGAUAAACUGGCCCAGUGUCACGACAUGACCCAGCCAGUCCCUCACUACUUCGUCAAAUCCUCCCACAACACCUAUCUCACUGCUGGGCAGUUUUCCGGCGUGUCCUCUCCGGAGAUGUACCGGCAGUGUUUGCUGGCAGGCUGCCGCUGUCUGGAGCUGGAUUGCUGGAAGGGCAAACCGCCGGAGGAGGAGCCAAUCAUCACCCACGGCUUCACCAUGACAACCGAGAUCCUGUUCAAGGAUGUGAUUGAAGCUAUAGCCGAAAGUGCUUUCAAAACCUCCAAAUAUCCCAUAAUUCUCUCCUUCGAGAACCACGUGGACUCAGUGAAGCAGCAGGAGAAGAUGGCCAACUACUGCAAGACCAUAUUUGGAGAUGCUCUUCUCACUGAACCCUUGGAGAAGUAUCCUUUGAAGCCAGGUCAGCAGAUCCCCAGUCCUGCAGAGCUGAUGGGUAAAAUCCUGAUAAAGAAUAAAAAGAACAGUGAGCCUCAGGCUAAAGCAGCUCAAUCUAAUACAAAGAAAGCAGCAGGUCAAGAUCAGCAGCAAACAGCCUCCAGCUCAUCUGAUCCAAACCAAACUACCCCUCCAAACCCGGACAACCAGGGGGAGAACACAGCACAGCCAGCACCCGCCCCCACUACAGGGGAGGUGGCUGAGGAGCAGGAGGAGCAAGAGCCGGAGGAGGAGCAGGAUGAGGAGAAGAUGAAGAACUCAGAUGAGGGUACAGCUGGACAGGAAGUAACAGCGUAUGAGGCGAUGUCCUCACUGGUCAACUACAUCCAGCCCAACAAAUUCAUCUCCUUUGAGAACGCUAAAAAAAAGAACAAGAGUUACGUGAUUUCCUCCUUUGUGGAAACCAAGGGUGAGAGUCUGAUCAGCAAGACGGCUGUGGAGUUUGUUGAAUAUAACAAGCGUCAGAUGAGCCGUAUUUACCCUAAAGGAACUCGAAUGGACUCCUCCAACUACAACCCUCAGCCUUUCUGGAACGCAGGCUGCCAGAUGGUGGCACUAAACUACCAGACUUUGGAUUUCCCUAUGCAGCUGAAUCUGGCUAUGUUUGAGUAUAACGGGAGGACGGGGUAUCUUCUCAAACACGACCUGCUGCGGAGAAACGACAAGAAGUUUGACCCCUUCUCAGACAGGAUCGACACCAUUGUGGCCAAUACUCUCACAAUUAAGAUCUACUCAGGUCAGUUUCUGGCUGAUAAAAAUGUAAAAACGCUGGUGGAGGUGGAGAUCAUCGGCUUGCCUGGAGACCCAAAGCGCAAAUACCGCACAAAGCCGUCCCCGGUGCCCAACGCCAUCAACCCUGUGUGGAACGAGGAGCCGUUUGUGUUUGAGAAGAUUCUGUGCCCAGAUAUGGCCUCUCUCAGGAUAGUGGCUUUUGAGGAAGGAGGGAAAUUCAUUGGUCACAGAAUCAUCCCUAUAGAUGCCAUUCAGUCAGGAUUUCAUCAUAUUUGUUUGAGGAGUGAGUGUAACAUCCCUCUAACUAUGCCUGCGUUAUUCGUCUACAUCGAGGUGAAGGACUACAUCCCUGCUGCCUUCGCUGAUUUCACAGAUGCUCUCUUUAAUCCAGUCAAAUCCACAAAGCCGGCGAAACAGGAGAGCGCUACUUACGUCAGCCCGUAUGAGCUUCCUCCUGUUCCAGCAGAUGUUUCUGCACCUGCUCCUGCUGCAGAACCUGAUGUGUCCAAGAUUCCAGCAGAGGGUGCUGCUGAUCCUCCUAAAGAAAACGGAUCAUCUCCUCCAGACUCCACUGAUACAGAUCCCCCCUCAUCCACUCCAGAGCCCACUGACCCAGAAAAUCAGAAUACAGCCGACCAGAAACCAGAGGCCCCUGAGCUCCAGCCUAACGCUGAGAAUCCUCCUGCAGAAACACCUGCAGCUCCUGUAGAGCCAGAUCCACCUGCAGAGACCAGCAGUGCUCCAGAGGAUGAGCCCACUGUGGAGGAACCAGAGGUAAAACCAGACCCUCCUCCAGUCUCAGACUCAACUCCUGACACGACUCCAGACUCUGAACUAAACUCCACAGAGCAGCAGGACUCUGGACUGGAAUCUGCAUCCGCAACUGAUUCUGGAUCAGCUACAGAAGCUGAAGAGCUUCCUGAUGCUUCCACAGUCUGUGACGGUUCAGAGCCUCCGUCCUCCGUCACCUGUGCGGAGCUGCAGGAGCACAAGAGCUUCGUGAAGGUGACCAAGAGGCAAGAGAGAGAGAUGAAGGAGCUGGAGAAGAAGUUCCAGAAGAAAGCAGAGGAGCUGAGUCAGAAAUACAGUGACCUCUUCAAAUCCAUCAAGAAGAAGACCUCGCUCAAGAAGAAAGAGGCAGGAGCUGAGAAGGCAGACGCAGGACCCAGUGCUGAGCGGGUCACUGACCUUAAACAGAAGAUGCAGGCGGAGCUGAGGGCGCUGUGGGUGGAGCAAUACGAUCAGCUGAGGAAGAAGAAGGAGCAGCACGCCACCGAGCGAGUGACCAAGCUGCUGGAGAUGGCCACAGAAAGACACUGUAGUGAAACGAAGGCACUAACCAGUGAAAGUAAAGAAGGAAAGAAGAAGGAAUCGAAGUGCAAGCUGAAAAAGGGAAUGAGCUGCGAACAGCUAGACGAGGAAAACAACACGGAGCCCACAGGCAGCAGCGGGAGUCUGGAGCUGGAGAAGAAGCUGAGGAAGAAACAGGCUGAUACUCUGGCUGAUAUCAGAGCCAAAAGCGGACAGCUGCACCAGGAGGCCAUGUCAGAUCACGCUAAGAGGAUGUGGUCUCUGCCCUGUGACCUGCGGGAGGCGGUGAACGCCUGCGUCAGUCCUCACUUCCCUGAUCAGGUGGAGAAAGGUGCGGAGAGGAGAGCGGAGCACAGCGCUCAGGGGGGACACUACGGACACGUGUUCCUCGGCUGAUAGCAGCUCUGAUUCCUCUACUUCCUCUAUUAAAACACUUCUCUAAACGUAAGACUCGAGUGCUUAAAAACAGAAGACACUGAUAUGUUUUGUGAUUCAGUCAAGCGCAAUAUAAUAUACAGCACUCUACACUAUUGUGUCAUAUUGUAUAUUUGCAUUUAAAAAUAUAUAUGUUAAGGAGAAAAUAUCAUUGCAAUUUCCUUUUGGAUGCAACUAUUUUGUUCAAAAUGAGCGUAUUUAUUAAAUAGUAAUCCUCAGUGUGUAAUACAUUUAUGUAACCAAAAAUGAUUAUUUUUUGGUAACUCUCAAAAAACCCUUUGCAACACCUUUCUUUUUUAAGAAUUUACUGAAUUUGAUGCGUUUCUGAAGCUGGUGAGGCAGAUUGUGGUCAGAACGAGACUCUGCAGGAGAAACUGGGCAUGCUGACGGUAAACUGGCACACUGGAGAGCUGCAGUGUAGGUGGUUCUAAUAUAUUUGCCAGUGAGAGUAGUGUGGUGGUCUUCAUUUCUGUAAAUAUAUCUUACUAAUGAAUAACACUGAAUUAUUUACAUUCUGUAAAAAGAACACCUGAUUUUGCUAUUUAUGUUUAUGUUUAUGUUUGGGUAAAAUUAAUAUUGUUUUAUUCUAUAAACUAAGAAAAACAUUUCUCCCAAAUUCCAAAUAAAAAUAUUGUAAUUUAGAGCAUUUAUUUAAAGAAAAUGAGAAAUUGCUAAAAUAACAAGAAGAUGCAGAGAAAACAAGUUCAUAUUCAUAAAGUUUUAAGAGUUCUGAAAUCAAUAUUUGGUGGAAUAACCCUGGUUUUUAAUGACUGUUUUCAUGCAUCUUGGCAUCAUGUUCUCCUCCACCAGUCUUACACACUGCUUUUUUAAAUUUCUUUCUAAUUUCAUCACAUUUUCUCCCCAAUUGACACGUUCAGUUACCCAGCCCACUCAUUAGGACUCCCCCUAUCACUAGUGAUGCCCCCCAACACACCAGGAGGGUGAAGACUAACUAGCACACGCCUCCUCCGAUACAUGUGAAGUCAGACUCCGCCUCUUUUUGAGCUGCUGCUGAUGCUGUAGCAUUGCUGAGUAGCAUCACAGCGCUAACGCUCGGAGGAAAAGCAGCGCAGCGACUUGGUUUUGAUACAUCAGCUCACAGACGCAGCCUUGUGCUGAUCCACAUCACCCUAGGAGUGAUGAGGGGAAAGAGAGAGAGUGCCAUCUACUGUACUGUACUCACCCAGAGAGAGCAAGUACAAUUGUGCUCUCUCAGCACUCCAGCACCUGAUGGCAAGAUGCAUGAAUGGGAUUCGAACCAGCGAUCUCCCAAUCAUUGGUGGUUUAAGGUUGAUUAAUGUUCAAUUUAGGAUUAAGUUGCAUUUAUAUUAGACAUUCAGUUGAUUGUUAGGUUAGCAUCUACAAUGAGGCAUCUACAAUGCACCAUCCAAAUAAAGGGGGAUGGUUUAUAAUAAAACCUAAACAUAUUAGUCUUUAUAUAUUUAGCUAUAGCUCCCUUUGGUUUUAUCUUUUAUCUUUUUUUUUGUGAAAUGUAAAAAAAAAGACUCAAAUUUUCAGCUGAACAACUCUGUAUAUCAUAUUUUCAGUUACUCAAGUUUGGAAAUAAAGUUUUUGGAA